Messenger RNA from Medioppia subpectinata, 621 nucleotides. Lineage: Eukaryota; Metazoa; Arthropoda; Arachnida; Sarcoptiformes; Oppiidae. The record is from the annotation of a GenBank genome assembly.
AUGUUAUCCGAAAAGAGACUCAAGAAAGCAAUCCAGAAGAAUGGCGUCCAUAAAUUGGUGUACUCCGUGUUUGCAAAGGACUGGACACCGGAACCAGAGUUGGAGACAUAUAGGCCUCAACCAGUGGUAAUCCUUACAAAAAAUGAAUUCAUUUGGUUCUUCGGAACGGUUCCGAUGGACACCACAAAGGCUGUGGUCCUGAGGAAUGCGAUGGUGUUUUUCGAUUGGCUUUUAUAUCAUCAACAGAUGCACGACAAGCCAACAAUUUUGUGGACGAAAAUGAUAACCGAAAAGAGACUCAAGAAAUUACUUCAAAAGAAUGGUGUCUAUAAAUUGGUGUACUCCGUGUUUGCAAAGGACUGGACACCGGAACCAAAGUUGUCGGCCUAUAAGCCGAGACCAAUGGUAGGCUUUACAAAAAAUGAAUUCCUUUGGUUCUUCGAAACGGUUCCGAAGGGCACCACAUAUGUUGAUGGCGUGAGGAAUGCGUCCGUGUGUUUCCAAUGGCUUUUAUAUCGUCAACAAAUGCACCAAAAACAUUUGUAUCAAAGACUUUGUGUCCCGAAAAUGAUAUCCGAAAAGAGGCUCAAGAAAUUAGUCCAGAAGAAUGGUUACUAUAAA